GUUCCUUUAAAUACUCGCUCGAAUAAUCAGUACUGCUCAAAAAUCCCGCUUCCCAAAACUCCCAAAAUUGUGAUCAGAGAAAUUCCAUUUCCAAAACUCCCAAAGUUCUUCAACUGGCUAUGGAAGAAACUGAAAAUGUGGAAGAUACUGAAGUAUCAGAAACUGCUACUCAAUGCCGGUCGACUCUGUCUCUAAACUCAGAGAUCGAAGAUGCUGAAGCAGAAACUAAUAAACGCAAGCCGACGCAAGUGAUCGGAGAAACUACUAAACGCAGGCGGACGCCGUUGAAUCCGGGGUUCGGCGAAGAUGCGGAAGCAUCAGAGACUUCUAAACUUUUGUCAAAGCCAGUGGAUGGAGAUGCUUCUAAGCCAGUGGAUAGAGAUGCCUACGGCAAGAUACCACUGGCAUUUGCCUCUCCGGAAAUAUACCAAGCUGUGGCAGAAUCUGCACCGCCAGAUGUUCGAGCAAAAUCCGAAAAAGAAAUGGCCGCUUAUGUGAAUGAAAUAAUCAUGCGAUAUGCUCCUAGUCAGAAAGAGAUGGAACUGCGAGAAUACAGGGACAAAAUCAUAUCAGAAUAUCCGCGGUUACACGAGAAAUUAUAUGCUAUUCAUCCCACAGAAAUUUUUGUCCCUUCCUUUAUCAAGGCAAUCAAUGAGAAAACAGAGGAUAGUAUCAAGAAUAUCAUUUCUAAGCCCUUUCCGGGUAUUUUAACCUUCGAAAUCUUUUAACCAGAGUAUUGUGAGAUGUUGGUGGCUGAGGUAAACCAUUUUCAAACCUGGAUCCACAAAGCAGACAUCCGAACUGAGCAUCGGAACAAUAUGAACAACAUGACAUAUCUUGAUGAUUUAGGAAUGGGAUGUAUGCUUCAAAAUCUCAUGGACAGUUUUAUAAGUCCAAUUUCCAAAGUUUUUUUCACUCAGGUUGGGGGAUCUACCCUUGAUGAACAUGAGUGCGUUGUUGAGUGUCAUACCGAUGGCGAAAAUGAAUUAGCUGUUCAAGUUGAUGACGCGGAACUUACCUUAAAUGUGUGCUUGGGUCAGCGAUUCUCUGGGGGAGAAUUGUGCUUCCAGGGUGUAUAUUGUGAGAAACAUGUGGACACUCCGACACGACCUGAGGAGGCUUUUGAAUAUUCACACAUUGUGGGGCAGGCAAUUCUCUAUCAGGGUCGCAAUAGGCAUGUUUCUAGGGUGACUACAGCUGGGAAAAGAUUCAAUUUGGUGUUAGGCUGCAAAAG
Messenger RNA from Solanum verrucosum, 1234 nucleotides. Its product is annotated as 2-oxoglutarate and iron-dependent oxygenase domain-containing protein CP2-like. Bases 120 to 728 code for a protein of 202 amino acids. The transcript is spliced from 7 exons. The record is from RefSeq and is a predicted model, not a curated record. NCBI's taxonomy places the organism in Eukaryota, Viridiplantae, Streptophyta, Magnoliopsida, Solanales, Solanaceae.